CAAAUAAUCGCCAACCUCUUGUUCAUUUCUAGUCUAAAAGCAGCAACUUCUUCGAAAUAUCACACACAGAAUCAUAAAUUCAGAGCAGAUUCACAGAUGGAAAUUAAUUAAGCCUAGAAUUUCUGAAAUCGACUGAUGGGCUGUGAAAUUAGUAAAAGCAGCCAUCACUCUACGGCGGCGUCGCCGCCAGGUCGAACCAUUUCCACCUCAGUUAACCCAGAUGACGCUAAUCUGAGCUCCUAUGAAGCCGCCUGCAGAGCCGAUCCGGAUCUCAGGAACUUCGAUGCGAACCUCCAAGCUCGGACGAGCCGAGCCAUCAACUCCAUUGCUGUGAGCCUCGAUGUUCAAAGCGUCUCCCUUGACUCCCUCCGGGAUGUAACUGAAUGUCUCCUUGAAAUGAACCAAGGAGUAGUCGAAAUGAUACUCCAAAAUAAAAGGGAUAUUUGGAAAAGUAAAGAAUUAUCCGAUCUUGUUGAUGAUUAUUUCGAAAAUAGUCUCCAAACCCUAGAUUUUUGCACUGCCCUUGAGUCCUGCCUCAAACGCGCUUCUCAUAUUCAAUCCAUAGUCAAUGUCGCCCUCAGAAAAUUCGAGGAAGAACAUUUUGGGGAUUCGGAAAAUGGAUAUGUCAAAAAUUAUUCAAAAACUUUAGAGGAAUUGAGGAAUUUUAGAGGGACGGAUGAGCCCUUUACAGAGGAGUUUUUUAACUUGUUUAAUUCGGUGUACAAACAGCAAAUCCUGAUGUUGGAGAAACUGCAAGCAAAGAAGCGAAAGCUGGACAAGAAGUUGGGUAAAUUGAAGGCAUGGAGGAAGGUGUCGAAUGUGAUAUUCGUGGUGGCCUUCGCCUCGGUUUUGAUAUGCUCGGUGGUGGCAGCUGCAGUCAGUGCACCUCCGGUGUUAACUGCAUUGGCUGCAGCUGCCUCGGUGCCUUUGGGGUCGAUGGGGAAAUGGCUUAACUCGAUUUGGAAGAAGCACGAGAACGAGUUGAUGAGGCAAAGGGAAAUACUCCUCACAAUGCAGAUUGGGAAUUACAUUAUGAUUAAAGAUUUGGAUGGUAUUCGUGUCCUAGUCGACAGGUUUCAGAUUGAGAUAGAGGCACUGCUGGCAAAUGCUGAUUUUGCAAUGAGGGAAGAUGAGGCAGUGGUGAUCGCGGUUGAGGAGAUCAAGAAGAAUGUAAAUGGAUUUAUGAAAACUAUACAGGACUUGAAUGAUCACGCCGAUAGGUGUAGUCGAGAAACAAGAAUGGCAAGAGCAUUAAUAUUGCGAAGAAUUAUGGAUCAUCCUAAUGGCUCCAACCGGAAUUAGUAUGUUUUCUUGAUGACUGAAUUCUAUUUUUCCAAUUUUGUUUUGAAUAAUGUACAUUAUACUAUUAUAGUCCAUCUGCAAAGUAGUAUAGCAAAAUAAUUGUUAACAAUGUAUCAUUACUAAAUUAGCCAAAUUGAAAGGUUACACAUUUCAUGGAUAUAAACGACACUGUUUGAUAGAUCUGCCCUUCUCUUUUAA
Olea europaea var. sylvestris is the source of this 1500-nucleotide messenger RNA. Its product is annotated as UPF0496 protein 1-like. The transcript has a single exon. Bases 136 to 1302 code for a protein of 388 amino acids. The record is from RefSeq and is a predicted model, not a curated record. NCBI's taxonomy places the organism in Eukaryota, Viridiplantae, Streptophyta, Magnoliopsida, Lamiales, Oleaceae.